This is a messenger RNA of Thermothelomyces thermophilus ATCC 42464, 2610 nucleotides long. RefSeq lists its product as uncharacterized. Gene Ontology annotation, cellular component: ESCRT-0 complex. The coding region runs from base 209 to 2398 and encodes 729 amino acids. Lineage: Eukaryota; Fungi; Ascomycota; Sordariomycetes; Sordariales; Chaetomiaceae. Gene Ontology annotation, molecular function: ubiquitin binding; metal ion binding; phosphatidylinositol-3-phosphate binding. The transcript is spliced from 5 exons. Gene Ontology annotation, biological process: protein transport to vacuole involved in ubiquitin-dependent protein catabolic process via the multivesicular body sorting pathway; protein targeting to vacuole. The record is from RefSeq and is a predicted model, not a curated record.
GGACUGCGCACUUCUUAUUGAGGCACAGAUUUUGUCUUGAUAUCUCUCCCUGGAUCAUCUCGAUUUUUCAACGGAACGAACGACGAAGCGACGCAAGUUGCUGACCCCGCAAUCGCGCAACCACCUCAGCGCGCGACCCAAACGAACCGCCCGCCCAUCCGCCACCGUCAUCACCAGCAUUACCCUCCCCCCGAUUCAACCUGUCAAGAUGAUGGGUUGGUGGUCGUCUGGGGCCAACAGUGCCCUCGAUGAGCAGAUAGAGAAGGCCACGAGCAGCAGCCUUGAAGACAUCGCGCUCAACCUCGAGAUUUCCGACAUCAUCAGGUCGAAAACGGUACAGCCCAAAGAAGCCAUGCGAUCGCUCAAGAAGCGCAUCAACAACAAGAACCCGAACACCCAGCUCAGCGCUCUAAAUCUCACCGAUACCUGCGUCAAGAAUGGCGGUGCCCAUUUCCUCACCGAGAUUGCCUCCAGGGAGUUUAUGGAGAGCCUGGUGUCGCUUCUUAAAGCAGUUGGGCCUGGCACGGUGAACCCCGAAGUGCGCGCCAAGAUCCUCGAGCUCAUCCAGUCCUGGGCUACGGCUUCUGAGGGUCGCUACGAACUCGGAUACAUUGGCGAGGUGUACAGGACGCUGCAGAGGGAGGGUUUCCAGUUUCCCCCUCGGGUGACGGUCGCCAGCAGUAUGCUCGACAGCAGCGCGCCCCCUGAAUGGGUCGACUCCGAUAUUUGUAUGCGAUGCCGAACCCCAUUCACAUUUACCAACCGAAAACAUCAUUGCCGCAACUGCGGCAACUGCUUCGACCAGCAGUGUUCCAGCAAAACCCUGCCACUUCCUCAUCUCGGCAUCCUUCAGCCGGUCCGAGUAGAUGAUGGGUGCUACGCAAAACUUACCGACAAGUCUUCCAGAGGCGGCGGAAUUCAUCACGAGCGCUCUCCCAGUCACACUUUGCACUCUAACAAGCCCCGCGGCUCGUCGAUGCAGCCGCGAGACGCUCGUGUGGAUGACGGUUUUGACGAGGACCUGAAGAAGGCCCUAGCAAUGAGCCUUGAAGACGUGAAGAACAACUCGAGAGGUUACUCGUCCAACGCGGCCAACGGAACAGCCUCCGGCCAGCAAAAGACGAAUGGCCAUGCUACGCCAAAGGUGGCUGAGGAGGAGGACGAGGAUCUGAAGGCCGCCAUUGCGGCGUCUCUAGCUGAUAUGGAGGAGCAGAAGAAGAAACAUGCGGCGGCACUGAAGGAGCAAGCCUCGGGCGCGGCCUCCUCGUCAUCCCCCGCACCCUUCACACUGCCUAAGAACGACUAUGAGCUUACGCCGGUCGAAGCGGAGAACAUCAACCUCUUCGCCACGCUUGUCGACCGCCUACAAACACAGCCGCCGGGAACCAUUUUGCGAGAGCCGCAAAUCCAGGAGCUCUACGAUAGCAUUGGGGCCCUUCGACCAAAACUUGCCCGAACCUAUGGGGAAACGAUGAGCAAACAUGACACCCUACUCGAUCUGCAUGCGAAGUUGUCGACGGUAGUCCGUUAUUACGACCGCAUGCUGGAAGAGCGCUUAUCGAAGGCCUACAGCCAGCACAGUAUAGGGGGCUACAAUUUCCCGUCCCCGAGGCAAACUUCCGGACCGUAUCCUUCAUUGCAUCCUAGCGCACCCAGCGCUGCCGGGCCGGCGGAGAGCUUCUAUACAGGGGAGCAGCAGCAUGAUUACAACCGGCCGACGACACAGAUGUCUUAUCCCCACCCGGCACCCGCCCAGCUAGGAACUUAUGACAGGCGGGGUUCCGUUGCUGGACCCUCGAGCAGCCAGUACCCUCCACAACAGAUGCCUCAGCACACGGGAGGUUGGGGCCCCGCGACGCCUGCCCAGCAGUACGGCCAACAGCCGAGUUACCCGCCGAACGAGCCUCCUCAGCCAGUUCAGCCGCGGCAAAACCCAACCCAGGGGCAGCUCUCUGCUCCCACUCCGAACGACUCGGUCGGCACUACCCCCACGGCCGACCCCAACGCGUCCUUCUACUUUAACACGCAACCGCAGCAACAACCACACCAGGCCGCUAGCUCCCCGCCGGACCCUGCCAUGUCACCUUAUCCUAACCUUUCCCAGCCAAUGCACUCGUACCAGCCCUCUCUCCCGCAAACGCCGGCAUCCACUGCUGCUCAGCCGUCCCAGGCGCAGCAGGCGCAGCAGUCACAGCAGACACAACAGACACACCAACCGCAGCCGCAGUCACAGCAGCCAUACUGGCAGCACCCGGCCGCUCAACAGACGCAGCUCCCGCCGGUCUGGCAAGCCCCUCCCAGCAGUGCGUAUCCCGGAUAUACCCAGGAGGCGUUUCCGUCAGCCCCACAGCAUGCACCGAAGCAGCCAGCCGUGGAGGAAAGCCUGAUUGAGUUGUGAACAGUCUGAAGUUUGAAGGAUAUACAAAAGUCGAAGAGAUGGACUCAUCCGAAGCAAGGUAUUCCCAGACGUGGACAAUGUAGGAAUCUGUGGGUUUGACGGCGUUCAAGGAGGAUCCACGAAGGCUUUUGUUGCCGUUGGGUUCGGCGACAUUCUAUUCUGUAUUUCAACGGAGUGGUGGUGAGGUGCAUGAGCAUUAUCAGCUUUGGAGC